GGAACAUUUUCUUUUCUAAUACCUACAAAAACUUUGAUCAUGAAGAACAACUAAGUGACUGUUGUCCAGGAUAUUAAAAAAAAUGUAUUUAAACAAGAGAAAUGCCACAGGAAGGAACAAAAAAUCCACCAAAGGAAAAAUAUGUAAAACAGAUGUACUGAAGAGGGGUCCAUGUCAAGAGGAGCUCUUCACCUCCACAUCCUCAAAGGAGCAGGAGGCGGUGAACUGCACACCAUUCGAGAAGGUUUUCUAUGACCUGACGCAUUCAGAAAAGGUGAUGAAAGAUCUGGUGUUUGGACGGAGGGUUGGACUGUAUGAGCUGAGAGGCGAGAUCGGCUCGGGCAACUUUGCUCAUGUUAGACUGGGGACACAUGAUCUGACCAAAGAGCGAGUGGCUAUAAAAAUCUUGGAGAAGACACGACGGGACAGGCAAUCAGAAGCACUUUAUGCCUCUGAAAUUGCUUGCAUGGAGACGCUGGCCCACCCCAACAUCGUCCGCCUGUAUGAGGUACUGGAGACGUUCAAGCGGCUCUACUUGGUGAUGGAGUAUGCCAGUGGAGGGGAGCUGUUCACCCGCAUCUGCACAAGAGGGCGCUUGUCAGACUUGCAGAGCAAGCUUGUUUUUUCCCAGAUCCUGUCUGCAGUCAGAUAUAUGCAUGAUAGUCAUAUCGUCCACAGGGACCUGAAAGCAGAGAACAUCUACUUCACUAACACCUACUGCAUUAAAGUGGGUGACUUUGGCUUCAGCACGAUGUGCUACCCUGGUGACAUUCUUCACACCUUCUGUGGCUCUCCACCUUAUGCAGCACCCGAGCUGUUCAAAGAGACAGGCUACAUUGGUUACUAUGUAGAUAUCUGGGCAUUGGGUAUCUUGCUUUACUUCAUGGUAACUGCCACCAUGCCUUUCAAAGCUACAAGCACAAGCCAUCUCAAGUGUUGUAUCCUGCAGGGCUCCUAUGCCAUUCCUUCGUAUGUCCCCAUUUCAUGUCAGAAGAUCAUUAAGGGCUUGCUGAGGCCAAUCCCUAUGGAUCGCAUCAGUAUGAAAGACAUCAUGGACAGUGACUGGAUGAGAGGCAUUGAUUACCCACAGGCUUACACUGUUUGUAGCCUUACAGCCUCUCACCUAGCUGAACCGGCAUACAUCCUCAGCUCAGAUGAACUGAAUGUUAAAGCAGCGCUGGAGAACCUUGGCAUCACCAAGGUCCAUCUGGCCAACAGCACAGACCUAAGAAACCCUGUUACUGGGGCUUACCGCAUUUUGCUACACCGCAUCCAGAAGAGGGCAUCUGUGGAGAUGGUGGGCUGCAGCCAGACACACACCAAGGAGUCACCAAACAGGCUGCGAUGGAAAGCAGAGUGCCAGCAGAACAAAGCCCACUCUAUGGUCUGUAUCAUCAUGUAGAAGGA
Molecule: messenger RNA, 1407 nt
Organism: Thalassophryne amazonica
Lineage: Eukaryota; Metazoa; Chordata; Actinopteri; Batrachoidiformes; Batrachoididae
Product: serine/threonine-protein kinase NIM1-like
Exons: 4
Coding region: 83-1402 (439 amino acids)
Biological process (GO): microtubule cytoskeleton organization; intracellular signal transduction; protein phosphorylation
Cellular component (GO): cytoplasm
Molecular function (GO): protein serine/threonine kinase activity; ATP binding; tau-protein kinase activity
Source: RefSeq, a predicted model, not a curated record